Cladophialophora immunda is the source of this 2661-nucleotide messenger RNA. RefSeq lists its product as uncharacterized. Gene Ontology annotation, molecular function: actin filament binding; calcium ion binding. Gene Ontology annotation, cellular component: actin filament; cytoplasm; actin filament bundle. The record is from RefSeq and is a predicted model, not a curated record. Lineage: Eukaryota; Fungi; Ascomycota; Eurotiomycetes; Chaetothyriales; Herpotrichiellaceae. Gene Ontology annotation, biological process: actin filament bundle assembly; actin filament network formation. The transcript is spliced from 3 exons. The coding region runs from base 234 to 2186 and encodes 650 amino acids.
AAUCGAUCCCGGCUUACUGCACAUCGCCCAUGGCCAUUGCUGAGUGAAACUCUCACAGCUUGCGACGCCUAACCAGGCACCACAAUAAAGACACCUUCCAUAUCUUCCUCUUCAAUCUCAUUCUUCCUUGAACCACCUUCACUGCCUUCUCGUCUCCUCGCCCUCCCUUUGGCUGCAUCCAAGCCCUUGUAAAUUUGAACGUGUGGGCGACUGCCCCUCCCCCUCCUCCCACUAUGGCGGCCAUCCUCAAACUUCAGCGCAAAUACCCCCAGUUCCCUCAGAACGAAAUCUUCCAGCUACAAGAUGCCUUUCGCAAACUCGACGUCGAUGACAAGGGCUAUUUGGACGAAGCCACCGUCAUCAAGGCUACCCAGCAGUCCGAGAGGCAAUCCUACGACGUGGUCAGACAGGCACUGAAAGAGGUGGACCUCGACAGCUCAAGGCGGGUGGAACUGGAGGACUAUGUCGACCUGAUCGCAAAGGUCCGCGAGUCCUCUCCCGCUCAAAGACGCAUGUCAGUUGGCGCCCAGAGACCUGCGGCUGGCAAUGGGCUUCCUUCCGCCCCAGCGCAUGCCUCUAAGCCCAGCCUCGGCGGAGGUGGGAAGAUUCACGUCCAGGGCUCUUCAGCCAACGUGACGCACACCAUCAACGAGGAAGAGCGAACCGCUUUCACCACACACAUCAAUGCAGUCCUUGCCGGCGAUCCCGACAUCGGCCAUCUCCUGCCCUUCCCGACCGAUACUUUCGAGAUGUUCGACCACUGCAAGGAUGGCUUGGUCCUCUCAAAACUCAUCAACGACAGUGUUCCGGACACCAUCGACGAGCGUGUACUGAAUAAGCCAGGGAGGAAGAUCAAGUCUCUUAAUGCAUUUCACAUGACUGAGAACAACAACAUUGUCAUCGAGUCCGCAAAAGGUAUCGGCUGUUCCGUGGUCAAUGUUGGGGCCGGGGAUAUCAUCGAGGUUCGAGAGCAUUUGAUCCUGGGUUUGAUCUGGCAGAUCAUUCGACGAGGCCUUCUGGGGAAGAUUGACAUCAAGUUGCAUCCCGAGCUGUACCGUCUCCUGGAAGAGGACGAGACUCUGGACCAAUUCCUUCGACUACCACCCGAACAGAUCUUGCUUCGUUGGUUCAAUUACCAUCUCAAGAACGCCAAUUGGCCGCGAAGAGUGGCCAACUUUUCCGGCGAUGUCAAGGAUGGCGAGAACUACACCGUCCUGCUCAACCAGCUGAAACCAGACAUCUGCUCACGGGCUCCCCUGCAGACGCGAGAUCUCCUCCAACGCGCCGAAGAAGUCCUCCAGAAUGCUGAAAGGAUUGAUUGCCGCAAAUUCCUGACGCCAACCGCCCUGGUAGCCGGAAAUCCAAAGCUCAACUUGGCCUUCGUCGCCAACCUCUUCAACACCCAUCCGGGUCUUGAUCCUCUCGAGGAAGGCGAGAAACCCGAAAUCGAAGACUUUGAUGCAGAAGGAGAGCGUGAGGCUCGUGUCUUUACCCUCUGGCUAAACAGCCUUGACGUCCAACCACCGGUCAACUCCUUCUUUGAUGAUCUCCGCGAUGGGACGGUUCUGCUCCAAGCUUACGACAAGGUCAUCCCAGGCAGCGUCAAUUUCCGUCAUGUGAACAAGCCUCCUGCGCAUGGCGGCGAAAUGUCACGCUUCAAAAUGGUGGAAAACACCAACUAUGCCGUUGAACUGGGCAAGCAGAAUCGCUUCUCCCUCGUGGGCAUCCAAGGUGCGGAUAUCACUGACGGCCAGCGCACCUUGACUCUGGGAUUAGUCUGGCAACUUAUGCGUCGGGAUAUCGUGUCGACCCUUUCCGGGCUCGCGCAACGCAUGGGCAAACGCGACCUGAGUGAUUCGGACAUGAUGAAAUGGGCCAAUGAGAUGUCCCGCAAGGGGGGCAAGACCUCUUCCGUCCGGUCGUUCAAGGACCCGGCUAUUACGAGCGGUAUCUUCCUGUUGGAUGUUUUGAACGGCAUGAAGGCGAACUAUGUCGACUACGAUCUUGUCACGCCCGGCAAGACGCCCGAUGAUGCGUAUGCGAAUGCCAAGUUGAGUAUAAGCAUUGCCAGAAAGAUGGGAUCCACCAUUUACCUCCUUCCCGAUGAUAUCGUCCAAGGACGCGCGAGAUUGGUUACCACUUUUGUUGGUGCCCUCAUGCGGACGGCGGAGAAGAUGGGCGCCUAAAGUGAUGAAUUGCCGCCUUCCAUCUUGUUCAGGCUAUGGAUGUGGAGGCUUUGAUAUUGAUCCUCAGGCGACAAUGCGACUAUAUCUUCCUUCCUUCUUCAAUGUAUUCUUGUCUUCCGCUGAUCAGGAUACGGGACACACGGCCAAAGCUACGUUAGAGCCAGGACCAGAAUCAAGUGUGCAGGAUUGGGAAAUCGUAACGAGGCAAGAUGAGAGCAGAGCGAGUAACUCCUUGGACAAAUUAAUGGAAGGCCACCCUCGUUUGCAGCGUUUGAGGGAGCGCAGGAGACGGAGGCAGGGAGAGACACUUGCGUCUCCUACUAGGAUACUGUGAUACCUACAUAGGUAGAGCAGACUACAAAAAGAAAAUGACUUUUCUGUCCCGCAAAGUUCUAAGUAGUGAUUGAUAGGAGUAUCAGCCCUGUCACGCAAGGAAGUUGGUCCUGAAGACUGCCCCUCGGUCAUUCGAGAUGUG